CCACGCUGAAGACGCACAACUCACAGACCAUCCGCGGAGGUUCAAACAAACUUACCAGGAGCCAACAGUCACGGUUUUUAUCUAUUUUACGCGCACCUUUACGCACGUACAUGAAGCCAAGAUGACGUUCAGGAGGUUGAAGAAAGUGAACUCCAGCGGACCCGAUAGCGGAGGAAAUUCUCAAGAAAACGACAUUUAUUUCCCAUCGUCAAAAUCCGAUAGUUGCAGAACUUCAAUGGACUUGCACACAAAACCAUCGGACGUGUACAAUUACAAAACUCUGGCGUAUUCAGGCGGGACACUACCGAGGAAUUUCAAAAAGAAUGGAGGACUGCAGAAGUGGAAGCCUCUCACGCAGACCCCCGAACCACAAAGAAAAGUAGUGGAGCUAGAGAAGAGUGAUGAAGAGACGUUUGGUUUUGAGAUCCAGACCUAUGGACUGCACCACCAGGACCAAAACACAGUGGAGAUGUGCACAUUUGUGUGUAAAGUGCACGAGGACUCCCCAGCACAGCGGUCCGGACUGAAAGUUGGUGACACCAUCUCCAGUGUGAAUGAGGCCACAGUGGAGGGAUUUCGACAUAAAGAGAUCGUGCAGCUCAUCAAGGCCUGUGGAAACUCUCUCAGACUAGAAACGGUUUACAGCGACUCAAUACGCAAAGCAGAACUGGAGGCAAGACUGCAAUAUCUAAAGCAAACUCUUCAUGAGAAAUGGGACGAGUAUCGGUCGCUGAUGGUGCAGGAGCAGAGGCUUGUUCAUGGUAUAGUGAUGAGCGACGCUGCCAUAUACGAGUCACUGGAGCUGGCCGGGAUCUACGGCAGUGUCGGCACCCCCAGUCCCAUGACCGCUCCGAGGAGCAUCAAGGGAACGGGCAGUACCAGCAGCAGUGCCAGCCUCCUCAGCACCACGACUGACGAUGAUCCACUGUACCAAACCUGUCUCUACCAACCCGAUGGCAGCGUGGACUCUGAUCAGAACAAUCAAAAUUGCAAACAAAAACCACUGCGGUCAAUCCAGAGGAAGCUACGUCCAGCUAGUGAACUCUUUACCACGGCUAAAACGCAUCUAACUCGUAGUGCAAGCACAAGGAGCUACACCAGGCCACAGUCGGCGACAAUAACCCCAGCUGAAAAGCAAGGAGGAGGGUUCAACUCUCUGCAAAGGAAAAAUAAACCAAAAAGCUUUCGGAGACGGCUUUUAAAGUUUAUUCCGGGUUUGAACUUGCCUCUAGAGGAAGAAGAGAGCAAAUUGUAAUGAGCAAUAAUAGAAAUAGGUUGUGUUCAUAUAAUGUGAUAACACUCCAAAGGGUCUAUAGUUGAAAUGGAGAUGGAGGACAGGACUGAAUUCUAUGGGAGAGUUUGCUGUGUCAAAAUGUAGACGUUUUGACCUGGUUUAUGGUUAAUAUCUCUUUAGUUAAUGGACCUAUCAGCAUGAAACAAAAACUGGUGCAAAGUUUAAGGCCUUCUCUAUCAGAAAGUCAACUAAAGUGACAUUUUAUUUUCACUAUGAUGUCAAAAAGCUGUAACAUUGUUCAAAAACACUGCCCAUUAGAAUCAAGCUGAUAUUAGACAGUGUGGAAUUUUGUUUAUCUUCCAAAAGCUUCAAAUGAUCUGUCGUUGUAGCAAUUUACUAUUUAAAACAAAAUAUAUCUUUUGAAUGGACAUGUUGUUACACUUGCAUGAUAAAAUACAAGGCUAGUGUGACCAAUGUACCUUUAGAAACCUGUUAUUUAUGCAUACGAUAGAAAAUUUCAGCUACAAUAUUAAAAUGAUAAGUUUGUGGAUCCAAUUACAAACAAAGAAUUGAGUAAAACUGGAUUUUUUUUCUGGUUCUAGUUUUUACUGUUAUUAUUAUAUAAAUAGGCCUCCAUCACCCAUAGAGUAACACUGGUCCUGUCCUCCAUCUAGAAAAUGAAUGCAACCUGUAGCAGCGCCUAAUUCUCAUGAUAAUGAUAAUACCUGGGCCCAAAGACGUAAAGCACCAAAGAGUGAAAAGAGACCAAAUGGAUCUGUGUUUGUAAAUAAGACUAAUGGACAUUUUAAGUGGCCUUUCUAAGUUUGUACAUAACUUGUGUUUAAGUUAUUUAUUUAUUUUAAUUUGCCAAUGUACAGAAUCCUUUUUGUUUUGUUUUUACUGCAUGCAUGACUGAUAACUAAAUUUGCUAACAUUAAAAUGAAGAUUCUGUAAAAAACAACCUUUUGUAAGUUUUUAGACUUGUCUUAUUUUUUACCCAAGUUUAUAAAAAUAAACAAAUGUGGCGUUUUUGUA
Boleophthalmus pectinirostris (great blue-spotted mudskipper) is the source of this 2269-nucleotide messenger RNA. It is a transcript of the gene tamalin, whose product is annotated as trafficking regulator and scaffold protein tamalin. Lineage: Eukaryota; Metazoa; Chordata; Actinopteri; Gobiiformes; Gobiidae. Gene Ontology annotation, molecular function: protein binding. The transcript is spliced from 8 exons. The record is from RefSeq and is a predicted model, not a curated record. The coding region runs from base 122 to 1255 and encodes 377 amino acids.